UAUUAUUAUUAUUAUUAUUAUUAUUAUUAUUAUUAUUAUUAUUAUUAUUAUUAUCAUUAUCAUUAUUAUUAUUAUUAUUAUUAUCAUUGAGAUCCAUGAAAGUACAUUUACUUUUACUUCUAUUUCAAUUUACAUUCUUAUUACUAAAUUUGGUUUGCUCAUGGAUAAACUAAUUACAAAAACUACUUGUCAAAUAGAUGUCAGUGUAGCUAAAGAUUCAUACUUUAAUAUGUUGUAUUAAUAUUUGUAACUUUCCUAUGCUGUUAAGAAUACAUUGUCAUUCUUUUGUCUAAAAUUGACAAAUUUGUUUACUUUUACCCCAAUGUACGGUACAUCAAGGGAGGAUAGAAGAAUUAUACAGACCCAAACAGAAACCCCUUGAUGAUUAAACAUGAAUAUAAAGCAGAAAAAAUAAAAGGUGGGGCGACAAAAACAGUGCAUGAUGAGUUGCCUGACAGCCAUAACCUUUCUCCAGGAAUGGUGGGACAUCAGGCACAGCAAGGAUGGGCUGACGGAAGAGGAGUUGUACGUGAGUGGCUCCAGAGUGGUGUGGUCCCGAGGUCAGGCUGGCCGAGUGGGGUCCCGGCAGGUUGUCAAGUGCAUGACCUGCGACUCAGCUGUGAUACACGCCAUGUUUGCCACCUUCUACACCUACCCAGACCAACCGUCCCUGCUGGGAGAACCUGUCCCUCAAGGACCCACAGGCGACUCGCUGCCCAGCAUCUGCAUCGUGGAGAAUGACUGCCUAACCAUCGUCACAGAGGAGGGAGAUGAUUACUCUGUUGCCCUCCCAUUCCCGGUGAGUUGGCCUGAGGGGCAUGAGAUGAUCUUGUCCUUGAGGAAGUAGUUGGAAGUUGUUUGCAGUGAGAUAGGACUUGCUUCUGUUGAGGUUCCUGAAAUAGAACUUUAGUGUCUUCAUGCAGUCAAUAGGCCUAUCCAGUGAUCCAGCAUUUGUGGUUAUCCAGCAUGAAGCUUAUUCCCUGCAAACCAGAUUAGCAGACUUUUACAGAACAGUAUUGGUGUUUGGGGGGUACUAAACAGGCAGCUUAUAUGUCCAUAUUCUCAGACGCUUCCAUCCCUCACAUCAGCUGUUUCCAAAGGCUGAAAAGGAGAUUAAUCGCAUUCUCAUGAGUGUUUUUCCACGUUCAUUGUACAGAGGAAGAGUCAGACUACCACCAGGGUCAUGACACUACCCCAGGAAAGGCCCACAACUCCUGCGAAAGCCUUGUCAAUCGUGCGAGCUUGGGCGCCGAAAUGUUUAGUAAUAUGACCGAGUGUUUUAUGCUGGGUCACUUACUUCAUUGUUUCGUGGGUGUUUGGAGGCUAUUGACCAGGAAGCUAUUAGGGUCCACACUCCUCCUCCCUACCUACUUUGUGUCGUAUAAUAUAAUAAUUUAAGUUGCGUUUUCUGCCAGGUGAGGCAAGUGUGGGAUUCUGCUGGAGCAGUGGUUAAAGCUCUGUGCUGUCACGCUCCGGCGUGGCCACCGGAGGUUCGAGCCCCGACAGGUCAGGAUUUUCCCGCUGAUAAGGAGCAGUUACUGUCCCCCUUGGGCACGGGGAAUGGGGCGUG
This is a messenger RNA of Eriocheir sinensis (Chinese mitten crab), 1570 nucleotides long. Its product is annotated as anaphase-promoting complex subunit 1-like. NCBI's taxonomy places the organism in Eukaryota, Metazoa, Arthropoda, Malacostraca, Decapoda, Varunidae. The coding region runs from base 440 to 847 and encodes 135 amino acids. Gene Ontology annotation, cellular component: anaphase-promoting complex. The record is from RefSeq and is a predicted model, not a curated record. The transcript has 2 exons. Gene Ontology annotation, biological process: anaphase-promoting complex-dependent catabolic process; metaphase/anaphase transition of mitotic cell cycle; protein K11-linked ubiquitination. Gene Ontology annotation, molecular function: molecular adaptor activity.